AUGGUCGUCAAAUCACCUCAUCCAGACAUAGGCAUCCCAGAGACCAAUAUCCUGAGUUUCCUCUUCGGCGACGGUCUCAACCUUCCGAAGAAAGAGCUAUGGAUAGAUGGCCACGAUGACAGAAAAUACCUCAGCCAUAAUUCAGCGCUUUCAUGGAUCAAGAGACUAGCAUUGGGUCUGGAUAGAAGAGAUGUACGAUCCGGGGAUGUAGUGAUGGUCGUGUCGCCGAAUCAUAUCUUCGUACCUGUUGCAUACCUAGGCACAGUUUGCGGAGGCAGAAUAUUCAGUGGUGCUAAUCCUGCUUUCACUGAUGAUGAGGUCUGCUAUCAAAUGCGUGACACCUCGACUCGCCUAGUCCUCGUCCACCCAGCACUCUUGAGUACCGCGCGAAAGGCCGCCGUCAAGGCCAAUAUACCAGACUCGGCUCUCUUUCUCUUCUCGGACUCAGAGCGAGCUUCCAUCGAUGGUAUCCACGACUGGCGCUCACUCCUUGCGCCUGAAAAGGAAGCCUCACUCUAUACAUGGCCUAUCUACGAUGGUCCCGCCUCAAAAUCUACAAUAGCAGCUAUCAAUUACUCUUCCGGCACCACAGGGCUUCCUAAGGGCGUCAUGAUCACACAUUACAAUCUCAUUGCCAACGUAUCGCAAGGUGUCUACCUCCGUGAAGAUGAGAACGGAGUAGAGCGGUGGAUCGGUGUACUGCCGCUCUAUCAUGCAUACGGGCAGAUGGUACUCAUCAUGUCAGCAAUUAAAUGGAAGGCUCAGGUCUACAUGCAACAAAAAUUCGAUUUUGAAGACUACCUCGGUCUAGUACAAGAGAAGCGGAUAACGCGUCUCCACCUCGCUCCUCCGCUUGUUGUGCUUCUUGAGAAACACCCCUCCGUCUCUAAGUACGACCUCAGUAGCGUCGAGCGCCUUGGUUGUGGAGCCGCUCCACUCUCAGAGUCGACGGAGACUGUCGUUUCUAAGAAAUUUGGCACACCCAUUGGGCAAGGGUGGGGAAUGACGGAGGUGACCUGUACCGGCACUACAUGCCCAGCCGGCUUUGACGACUAUAAAGGUAGUGUCGGUCAAUUGGUGCCGAGGAGCGAAGCAAAACUACUUGAUGAGAGUGGCAAAGAAGUGCAGCCGGGGGAAAAGGGCGAGCUCUUUUAUCGAGGUCCAAACGUAAGUCCAGGCUACUGGAAGAAUGAGAAAGCGACAGGAGAGACGAUGCUAGAGGGCGGAUGGCUCAAGACUGGCGAUGUCGCAAUAGUAGAUGAGAAAGGCUGGUUCUGGAUCGUGGAUCGUCUGAAGGCAUGUGUAGCAUAUGGCUUUCAGGUGGCACCUGCAGAGCUCGAAGCCAUAUUACUCACGCAUCCGUCAAUCGCAGAUGCUGCAGUGGUGGGCUUGAGUGCUGACUUCUCCGGUCAGGAGAAAGUGCGCGCUUAUGUCACAAUCAAGCCUCAAGCGAAAGGCCAAAUCAGGGAGGGAGAUAUCGUCAGUUGGACUGACAGCAAGGUGGCAGCAUACAAACGUCUCACUGGAGGCGUGGUCUUUGUGGUCGAGGUGCCCAAGAGUGCGUCCGGCAAGAUCUUGAGGAAGGUGCUGCGGGAAUGGGCGAAGAGGGAUGCAAGCGCUGAGGGUACGAAGGCAAGACUAUGA
This is a messenger RNA of Bacidia gigantensis, 1644 nucleotides long. RefSeq lists its product as uncharacterized. Lineage: Eukaryota; Fungi; Ascomycota; Lecanoromycetes; Lecanorales; Ramalinaceae. The record is from RefSeq and is a predicted model, not a curated record. The coding region runs from base 1 to 1644 and encodes 547 amino acids. The transcript is spliced from 3 exons. Gene Ontology annotation, biological process: secondary metabolic process. Gene Ontology annotation, molecular function: CoA-ligase activity.